CCGCUCGUCGGUGAAGGUGUCGCGCGGUUCCGUCGUAUCAAAAACAACUUCCCAGUUAUUAAAACGCGUAAUACGUAAGACUCGACGAUCAAACGUAACGUUUUCUUCCCGAGUCGGGAAUUACAAUUGCUAAUUCGGAUCAAGUGACAUCGAACCGGAACAUAAAAUAUUUUCGAAUUGUUUCGUUGGCGAACGACUCGAAAUUCCGUCGAUCGUACACGAAGGCAAUCUUGUCGAUGGAAUUUUAUUGGAAUCGUAAAUUUCGAGAGAAUACCGCAUUCGCGCGUCGUUGGAUGCAACGUGAAAGUUUUUAAACCGAACGAUCAACGGUAAAAACAGCAUCGAAUUGUUGAACAGUUAAAUCGCGGAAGUUUCGACAACCAACCGAUCGCAACAGGAUAUGGUUUGUAAUUGGAUCAUCGAUACACGGUGCAUGUGAAUGGUCGUGCUGUUUCUUUUUUAUUUUUUCUUUUCGUUCCGAAGUGGCUCGCCUUUGUCGCGUGUUGUACAAGAAUCGGGUCAACUAUUGUGGGCAGCCUUGAAGGUAGUCCCAAGUUCGGUAGAAAAUAAAUUAUUUCUGACUCGCUAUCAACCGUGUCGUGACUUCGCGCGAAACUCUUAAAACGAUUACGUUCGCCGCGCGUUGGAAACGAUUUUGCCCAGCGUUGUCUAGGAAAGUUGUCCCAAGGAGGCUGCCUCGAGAAACUCGGGGAAGUUCGCCGUGAACGAAACGAGCGAAACUUCGAACGAUACAUUUGCACGGUCAGGCGCUCGUUGAAUGCGUCCGUCGGUUGGCAAAUUGAUGCAAAACGUGGAGAGUAUAUUAAACUCGGCAUUGAGGUGCACCGUUUUCUCAAUGUCCUGCUAGAGAAGGUCCACCGGUUUCCCAGAAAAGUCGCGUCGCCGGAAGUGUCCGUGAAAACGUGCCAGAUUCCAAUUGUUCGAGGGGAAGCACCGCGCGAGAUCGCGGCACCUAGAGGUCGCGUUCGAUCUUUCCAGCCGCCGAUGGGAGAGACGGACAAAACCAAAAGGCGGAAAAAUGAUCACCGUGCCGAUAUCCGCUUCCAGUCCUUACGUGAAGGUUACGUCCUACAGCGAUGCAAGCGCUAUUGGCAAAAAGCCUACAGUUCAGCAAUACCUAAGAGACAUGAAGGAACAUUCAGCCUCGUCCCGAUUCGAAGGCAGGGAUGUACCUCAAAGAUCGCAAAGCAGCGCAGCCAGCUUGAUGUCCUUAGGUGCUGACAUCUCUCCAAGUUCUUCCCAUUUCUUCGAGGUGCUUUACGUAGGAAAAAUCAGAGUGUCGCAUCCAAAAGUAUCAGAGUCCUUUAUCGACGAUGCGCUCAUCAGGUUUCGCGUUCACGGUCUCGAGAAAUCGAGAUCGUCGUCGAGCAAUCUCGCCGAGUAUCAGCGCCAAUCGCUUUUAACGUCUUCCAAUAACAGAAGAAACAGCGCGGAAUCAACGGGCAGCGCGAGCGAGACAGGAAGCAUAGAAAAUGUGUCGGGAAGCGGGAUCAUAUCGCCGAUUAAUUCGUUGGGUGUGCCGCCCACGCUCAUGGGCUCCGUCGAAACCUUUCCAAAGAGUGUCAGUUUCGCGGAAAAGGACGAGGAGGAGAAUCGAGACACGAGGAACAACAACGCUAUGCAAGUGCCAGAAGUUAUGAGAAACCGGGCAUCGUCCACGGGCAGCGUCCUGAGCGCUAGAAGGGAUUCCAUGAAAACCGGCGACGAACACAAUCGCACGAUGCUCUUCCAGGUAGGCCGUCAUGAUUUGAGAUUGAUCAGUCCGGAUAGGAAGCAGGUGCUUCUUCACAAGCAACUGAGAGACGUGGCCAGUUGCGUCCACGGCAUCAAGAACCCGGAGCACUUUGGCUUUAUUUGCAGGGAGAUUAAUAUAGAGGGGUUCAUCGGCUAUGUGUUCAAGUGUCAAUCGGGAUCCGUGGCGGAUGACCUUGUCACUGCUAUUUCGCAAGCGUUCGUCGGGACCGGCGACGUAAUAAGGAAGGAAAGGUAUUCCGUGUUUUCGUGCGAGCACUGCCCUAUGUAUUGGUACAACAAAUUGUGUCAGGAGAUCGAAGGACAGAACGACAGAAGGACGCAGAACAUAAUUUUCUCACGAAUGGAACUGUUGCCGGAGGACGAGCAGGAGAUUGUCGUUAGCAAGUACAAAAGCGCCGAGUCCGCUGGCGGCACUGGGACGACUUUACGCGAACAGAAUCAGUUUUUAAUGAGGCUGCUGCGCGUUCAUUGCGAGGCGAAGCAAGCCAGGCAUGUUCACGAUACGGCUGAGAAUAGGAGUGAAUUUCUCAACCAGUACUUAAGCGUGGGCGUCGGUAGCACAAUAUUCAUGAAAGCGAAACGCUCGCUUACAAAUAGUUUUGAUAAUCUGAUGAAGAGAAAGGGUUCGCGGGACGACCUUGGUCUUGUCUCGCAUUUAAGAGACUCGAGCCACCUAAAUACUGUGAUAAAAAGUGCUAGCCAAAGCCCUGAUAUUUCGCGGCAACCGUCUAUGGCGGAUAUUUCUUCGGAAUCUAGUAGACCGAGGUCAUUGAGAGUUUCACCCGAGCAACAAUUGACUGUGAACACUGGACCAAAGAGUUCUAUGAUGGACAUUUUCUUGAAGGUAGGGAAUUCACCAAAAAUGUCGCCGACCGAAGCGGAUGGAAACAAUUCGAUGCAGUCCAACAGUUCAUGGAGGCAAGCUAUAUUGAAUCGAGUCGUGACUCCUAACAAAGAUCACGACAAAGAGAACGAUAAGUCAGGAAACAUGAAGACUCCUCAGACGACACCGAAGCGCAGGACGAGACAGGAGUUAAGGGAUCUUUGGAAGAAAGCGAUCAAUCAACAAGUAAUACUGAUAAGAAUGGAGAAGGAAAAUGCAAGGCUCAGGGUGCGCCAAGAAGAAGCGACUGUUAAGAGAAUAAAAUUGGAAUAUGACGAACUUAGCAGUUGUGCUCGCGAAUUAGUGGAAGUAUGGGAUCUUUUGGUCAGUAAAGAGUCGAGGGUCUCCACAAAAUGUGAUAAUCAAAUGCUUUUACAUGCUAUUAAGCAAGGUGUACCUAAAGGGAAAAGAGGAGAAGUAUGGCAAUUCUUAGCCGAACAGUUUUGCUUGAAGCAACCGCCCAUAGACACACGCGAUUUCCCUAACUACAAUACACCGUACGACUUGCUCUUAAAGCAACUUACGUCCCAACAACACGCGAUACUGAUCGAUCUGGGACGAACGUUUCCAAAUCAUCCGUAUUUCAGUUCAGCAUUAGGGCCUGGACAAUUAGCAUUAUUCAAUUUACUAAAAGCUUACUCGCUUUUGGAUCACGAAGUCGGUUAUUGUCAAGGACUCAGUUUCGUUGCUGGAGUUCUUUUAUUGCAUAUGUCCGAAGAUUUGGCGUUCUUCCUCCUGCGGCACCUAAUGUUUCGAAGAGGCCUAAGGAAACUGUAUCUUCCCGACAUGGCGGCGUUACAGUUGUACUUGUAUCAAUUGUCUAGAUUGCUGCACGAUAGGUUACCAGCGAUUUAUAAUCAUUUUGACAAACACGAUGUGUCUCCCACGCUGUACGCCGCCCCAUGGCUGUUGACUUUAUUUGCGAGUCAAUUUCCACUGGGUUUUGUAACCAGAGUUUUUGAUUUACUUUUCCUGGAAAGCACAGAGGUACUUUUCCGCGUAUCGAUGGCGUUACUAGAGGAUCAUCAAGAUCAGUUAUUGUCCUGCGACAGUUUCGAAGAGAUCAUGGAAUACCUCAAAACGCGUGUACCAGCCGUGGACAGAGAGAUUCUGGACCGUGUCAUGAAACGCGUGUUUUAUCCGGAUCAAGAAAUUACUAAACAAUUAAAUGAGUACAGAGUGGAGUACCAAGUAUUGCAGGAAGAGAUGAUGUCUGUAAAGCCGCAAAUAGAAAAUAUGGAGAAGCUGAAGGUGAUCAAUAAACAGCUGACGCAAGAAGUCGCGCAACUUAGCGAGCAACUCGAAAUCACCAUGAGCAACUUGCAUCGUCUGGAAACGGCGCGAUCGGUGCAGCAGUCGACUCUCCUUAAGCUCGAAUCUCAAAAUCGCAGCCUAGAGGUAACCGUUUCGACGUUGGGCGCGUUUGUUCAACAAUUGUCCGACACGCGUCCGGACAUCGAGUUUCCGGGCGACAUUCGUCGAAUAAUCGCGCAAUUGAGCCUCGCCGAGAAACGGAGAAGCGUGACCGGUAGAUCUUAUCCUCUAAAAGUAAUCGAGGACAACAACAAGUUCGCGAUGAUAAAGAGCAACUCCACGGGUAGAGAUUCUCAUAAUUUCAUGAAGAACAACAAUAUCGCGGUGGAUACGCCGUAUCCUUUGAAAUCGACGUUGAGUCAACCGAAUUUGGCUACCAAGCUCGAAAGGGUCUCGUCGUUCUUCUCGAAUUCGCACAAUCAUAUACAGAAACAACGGGCACAAUUGGCCGCGCUUAGGAACGAGUAUUCGACCGAGCAAAUCGUCAGGAACGACGAGAACGAUCCGAAAACGGUGAACAUAGACAUUCAGAUCACCGACACGAUGAACUCGAUCGACGAGCAAGCCGUGCAAAACGAUAAUAACUUAAAGAUCCAAGCGGUCAACUUGGAGAAGUCGAUCUCGUUACCGUUGAACAAUCGAAUGAAAUUGAAGUCGUCGAAAUCGGCGUACGAGCUGGGAUCGGUAAAAAAGGUACCGACCACCAAGCUGGAAGCCACGAACGACGACGACGGUACGAAUCUAUUGGGCACCAUGCACCCAUUGGACACUUGUAGCGACGUGAACUUCCGAUACGGUGGAACGACGAAGUUGAAGUCGAUAAAACCGGCGAGGCUUCCAAGCCCGAAUGGCCAAGAGGAUGUCGCGAACAAGAAUGCUCAAAGCCAAAACGUAGAAACAUUGAACAGAUAACAAUUGCUUAUGAUGUUGCGUUCAAGGAGGAUACCUUGGAGAAAGACCACCCUUAGGAAAGUAUACCCGAAAAACUAGCAGUGAACUUGUUACCGUACAUUCGAUCGGUUCACCUUCCGCGUGUUUCAUACUGCGUUACACUCUUGUACACACUUUUGAUACGAUGAUCGAUUUUCAUUUUUUAACGAACGUCUGUUUGCCUAGCGGAUUGUCGAUCGAAACGCCCCCGGGACCCGCACUUCCCUUUUACGAUACUUAUACCAAUGAUUUUAAUACCUUAAUACGAGUGGAGGAUUAGAGAGAAUGAGAAAACAGAGUCAAUUUAUAACAUAUACGUAUAUAUAUUUCUUAGAUUGUUGCAUAUAGAAUGUCGAGCCGCGUGAGGGAAGACUUUAUACUUCUGUAACUUUGUUAUACGUUAACACUUUUACUAGAACCAAGCGCCAACAGAUUUUACGUACUUUUCCCAACGAGAUGCAAGCGCAUUUACUACAUCGUUUAAACAAUCUGACUUUCUAGAUGCGUCGAAUUCCUCGAACUCGUUUUUGGUUGAACAAGUUUCAUUCUUGAAUAUUUUCUUGGUUAGGGAUGAUUUCGUUAUUUGAAAAUAUCAGUAAUGUUAUUUAAAAGUUUACAAGUACUAGGAUUCGUUUGGUACAUCAUGGUAGCCAACGUGUUGCGAAGGGGAAGACUUGAGGCGGGAAUUUCUUCUCAAACGACACUCUCGUUACAUAUGUAAAUCCUAGAUCUAUAUAGAUCGCAUGGGUAUGGUCGUAGAGUACCUGCUUACAACGUUGUUGAACCAGGUCGAAAUCAAAAAGUGUAUAAAAUUUUGUAUUAUUAACCUUUACUAUGGAAACGUACUUACUAUUACCUUACACGAAUUUUAAGGUUCAAAAUACAUUUAUAAUACAACAUAUCACCCUAAUCGUUUCUCCACAAGGCUAUUUUUAUAUUUAUGUACUGAAUCGACGUAGCAUUGAGUUACCAACCAUAACUGACUGUAAGGAUAAUCUUACAAUUAUACCUUACUGAAAGAAUGGUCAAAUACAUACGUUAUAAAAACACUUGUGGUGAAUUGGAAUAAUAUGAUUUAUUAUGAAUGCAUUUUUAACUUCGAAAUUUGUGUAAGAUAAUGGUACAGGGUAAUUCCAGAUUUUAAUCGCAAAAAUUUUUAUUAUAAAUUAUACUCCGUAUGUGUAAUCUGACGCGUAUCAAAUUCGAUUAAACCAAUCGUCCUGGAUGGCGGUUUCUGAUCGUUAAUUGUGCCUUCAACAAAUGCUGAAUUGAAUUUUCUGUUGCCUCGAAUGCAUCGUGUCCAAGAUUAGAACAAUUUCACUUCGAUCGAUAAAUAAUCCACGUGUAACAAUGACUUUAUCAACAAAACAAAUAGUACUCGAGCGAGUAAGUAUUGCGCUUUAAAUUGGUACGUAACAAGUACUAAUUGUUAGCACAAUUAUUCAGUGGUGAUGUAAUAACUUUAUGAAAUCGAAAUACCUGACAUUUCAUAUGCAACAACCUAAUAGAGAAAACUGAUGAAUCGUCGGAUCAGUUGAAUACCUUUAGUGUAUGCAUAUAUGUGACAGAGAUUAGGAGAAAUAAUUAGGGAUGAAGCCGUGAGAUAAGUUAGUACCUACUAAAAAAUAUUUAUCUAUUUCGCAUAGUUUAUGUUAAUUUUGACUUGUAGGAGAGAAUAGGGAACAUUUACACGAAUAUAAUAUAUACAUAUAUACUUGUUAACUGUGAGAAAUUUGUUUGAACCGGCAGUAACGCGUGAAAAUAUUGGAUUCCGUUUAAGUUGUGAGAUAAUAGAAUUUUUAUAAAUAAUUGUAAAGUGUGUAUACAAUUUAUCGAAGAUUAUUCAUUAACGUGUUACCGGCGCAAACGAAAUUUCUUAGAGUCUAACAAACACAGUCAUAUCCGUAAGUUAAAAUAAGUAUCAGAAUGUAUAGUAGGUUGUGUGCAAAAAUAAUAGGAAUUUGUUUAAGAAAUAAACAUUAAGUGAAGAAUAAAUGCUGUUUGUUAGAUAUAUUUUCUGUUGUUAUCGUACAAUUAUCUGACGUUUUUAUUCGUUGACAAAA
Colletes gigas is the source of this 6966-nucleotide messenger RNA. It is a transcript of the gene plx, whose product is annotated as TBC1 domain family member 1. The coding region runs from base 1040 to 4885 and encodes 1281 amino acids. NCBI's taxonomy places the organism in Eukaryota, Metazoa, Arthropoda, Insecta, Hymenoptera, Colletidae. The record is from RefSeq and is a predicted model, not a curated record. The transcript has 15 exons.